Molecule: messenger RNA, 1273 nt
Organism: Xenopus tropicalis (tropical clawed frog)
Lineage: Eukaryota; Metazoa; Chordata; Amphibia; Anura; Pipidae
Gene: slc35b1
Product: solute carrier family 35 member B1
Biological process (GO): UDP-glucose transmembrane transport; transmembrane transport
Cellular component (GO): endoplasmic reticulum membrane
Source: RefSeq, marked provisional
GGCAGUGCUACGGGCAGUCCCUGCCAGGGUCCUUCUCCUGUCGCGGCGCAGCAGCUCUGUAUGAGGGCUCCGGCAGAGCGGGAUGUGCGGCUGGACUUGCCGGUAACAGGAGGCGACAUGGCGGCUGGAGGGGCGCAGGGUUCCGGGGGGGCGCGGCUCCUUGUUUGCUUUCUCGGGGUGUUUGUGUGUUACUUCUACUAUGGGAUCUUACAGGAGACCAUAACCCGAGGGACCUAUGGGGAAGGCGAGAAGCAGGAAAAGUUUCGCUUUGCUCUGUCGCUGGUUUUUGUCCAGUGCAUUGUUAACGCUUUGUUUGCCAAGCUUUUGAUCCAAUUCUUUGACUCUGGGAAAACAGACCGCACACAGAGCUGGCUCUAUGCGGCAUGUUCCCUGUCUUAUCUCGGCGCCAUGGUGUCCAGCAAUUCCGCACUCCAGUUUGUCAACUACCCCACGCAGGUUUUGGGGAAAUCCUGUAAACCAAUUCCAGUCAUGCUCCUAGGGGUAACGCUCCUCAGGAAGAAGUACCCACUCUCCAAGUACCUGUGCGUGCUCCUUAUAGUACUUGGAGUGGCACUCUUCAUGUACAAGCCCAAGAAUACUGGUUCUGGUGGUGACGAGCACACGUUUGGCUAUGGAGAGUUAUUGCUGCUGCUGUCACUGACCCUAGAUGGGCUCACAGGCGUGUCUCAGGAUCACAUGCGGGCCCAUUUCCAGACGGGCUCCAACCACAUGAUGCUUUACAUUAACCUAUGGUCCAGUUUGUUCUUGGGAGCAGGCAUCGUGUUUACUGGCGAGCUCUGGGACUUCCUGAGUUUCACCGAGCGUUACCCAAGCAUCGUCUACAAUAUCAUGCUCUUCAGUCUGACCAGCGCCCUGGGACAGACCUUUAUCUUCAUGACCGUGGUAUAUUUUGGACCGCUAACUUGCUCUAUAAUCACGACAACCCGGAAAUUCUUCACCAUCUUGGCCUCUGUUAUACUGUUUUCUAACCCAAUCAGCAGCAUCCAGUGGGUAGGGACCAUACUGGUAUUUUUAGGUCUCGGACUGGAUGCCACGUAUGGAAAAGGAUCCAAGAAACCAUCCCACUGACUCCUUAUGCCAGGAGCGUCCAACUGACGUGAUUAGACCUUACUCACUGUUUUUUGUUUAUAAUUAUUCAUUUUUUUUUUACCAGAUAUGUCCAAUUUCAACGUAUUUUAUUGAUAAUGGAAGGAUUUAGUUUUUAACCAAAGGGAAAUGGGAACAUUAAAAAAAAAAAAAAAAAGGAAACCGG